CUAAAUUCACUUCAUGUGCUUCCAAAUCCUUAGGACAACAUUUGGUUUAGACACCAAGAAAAAACUGGAGGGAUUCCAUGGGCCUAAAUGUAAUUACUCAACCCUGAAUUAAAGGCAUAGGCACAUAACUUAUAUCCCACGUGUUUGGAGUAACAAGAAGAGAUCAAAAUCUCUGCUUUUGUCAUUGAAGUAAAUGUUUCUAGACUUAAGACACAUUUGUAGAGAGAGAUGAUAAGAGUUUGGUCAGAUGCAUGAUUAAAUCUUGAAGAAAAUAAAUCUUGUUUUGGGCAAAUAGAACCUUGUUGGGAUCUUCCUCUGGGUGAAAUGGCAAUGAAGGUGGCAGUCAGAUUUUUCAAGUGGUGAUCAAGCACUGUGUGUGUCUCAGCCAAGACAUCUUGUGUUUCCUCUGCUGCUUUAAUUGCACAAAAAGCCAUUGACCUAAUUUUGUGACAGGACUGUACCAACAGUGUUUUCUAGGGCUGCCUAUGUUUUCUCACAGCUCACCACCUAAUACAAACUUUGACUAUUAAAAAAAAGGUGCACUGUGAAUGGUUUUAAGCUCAGACAAGAUUGUCACCCUUAACAGCUUGGUCAGAGAGAGGGGGAGUAUUUGUUUCAGCAUGAAAAUCUCAUCUGCAACAGUUAAAGCUGGUAAUUCCAGAGUUUAGGUGCCUGACAUGCCCAGAGCUGCUCUAGUCCCUGGGAUGCUGAGCUCUCUGAGCUGGGUAAAGCUCUGGCAGGAGCCAGUUUAUAAUGAAUUACUGUAGGAAGAAAAUAUGAAAGCUCAUGGGAAACAUCAGCCUGACACAAGAGCUGUUUCUGUUCAGGUGGCAUUCUAAUCCAAGUGUGUCGGUGCAUCACUACAACAAAAAUUGAUUGGACUGCACAUCUAGCAGGUAGAAUUUUGUGAACAAAACCGUAUUUCCUGACUGGCUUCCAGAGGAUUCGUUCAUGCCUUAUUUUUCUUAGGCUCUUACUGGAUAUUGUUCUUCCAAAGAUUCAGAUGACUGGUUGGGCAGAAGACCUUGAGCAAAAUUCUGUACUGUGCGUGCCAGAUGUGUUGAGGAAUUGAUUUACUCACUGUAAGCAAAAUAGCUGCUUUUGGUUGAAGCACUGAAUCCAUUCAGAUGAAGAGUGUCAAAAGGAGUCUGCGAAUGAGACACCAAGAUGGCAGUUCCACUGGGGAUUGAGAGGUUGAGGAAAUGGACUAAUGCAUGAGUGCUGGGAUGUCUGUCCAAGAAAAGGAUGUUAAAACGUGGACUCUCAUGUUAUUAAACCAGAGAAGAUCUGGGUUGUGAUCAUCCUCUCAAAAUGGACUUUGCAUUUGAAUUAAUCAGUGACUAUCCAAUGAUGGAUCUGUUUGAGGACUGGGUGGCAAAAUUUUCCUUUUGGGUUGUGUUUGCAUGACAGGCAAAUUAAUUUGGUACAAGAUCUGUUGCUACCCCUUUUGAGAAAAUGUAAUUUUUUCAAGUGACUUUAAAUAAAAGGUUUUGGUUUAUUUCACACUUUGUGUUUGUCCUUUCUGGCUGAAUUUUUUUUUUUAUUGUGUUGAUAUUGAAGUGGGUUACAUUUUUGGUUGCUAUUAAACUGAGAAAUACUUUAGCUGAGUACUGAAGGCAAGGUAAAAUUUUGUGCUAUACUUGAUUUCAAAUGUGGUUUUCAUUCGCAAAUUAUGUUCACUUUGCCAUGACUUCCAAUGAAUUUGUAUUCGCUGGUUUGUUCAUUGAGGUGCUUAGUAUGAGGGGUUUUCAGUACUUGGCCUACUGUCAGGACACUGCUGCUGAACUUUGUGAAGUUAUUUUAAGAUGGAAUUGAUACCAGUUGAAGGCUGAGAAAAUAUCACAAUAAAGGAGUACUCUAAUGUUUUGUGUAACUUUUUUAGGUAUGUUCUUGGGUUGUGUGUGGGUACAGAAGCUUUUCAACAGAUUUCCUGGACUACAGACUUCCUGAACAGUCUCUUUGGUCUUAAAAAUUGUUCUGUGCGAGUGUCCAAUCUGCUUCACUGCUCUUGCAUGUAGCCUUAGUGUCGUGAUACUGUGCCAUGUGUUUGGUGAGAAAAAACUGAGUUGUUUUUGAUAGUGCUACAGAUUACAUGUUAACCUUUGCAAAUGAAUUGUAAAAUUAUUCUAAUGCUCGAAGUCAUGAUUUCCUUACAGGUUUCUAGUGGAUCUAAUAAUUUAAUGGUAGCCAUUUCUUCUCCAUAUAUUUCACCUGAAACUCAAAGUUGUCUUUUGUUUUGUGCUGGAGGGCCAAGAUGAUAAACCUGGUGCUGAGAUAACCUUGAUAUUAUCUUUGAAAACCCAGGCAAAAUCCUGUUCAUUGUCUGUGUUUAACCAUUUGCCUUGUUCAGACUUCUUUGGAAAUACCCAUUUUUGCCCUGAUGAGUUGCUCAUACCUGUUCCAUUCAGCCAUUUUAAUGGUACACACUUGCUCCAGUUUGGUUUUGCCAUGUGUUUUUAUGGUGGAGUUGGAUGCUGGGACCAACCUGAAGGGUUUCUCAUUCACAUGAGUGGAUUUUCCUUAGUGUUACCCAGAAAUGCUUGGAAUGGUCUUGCAUUGUGGUUUUUUCGUUCUUGCAGUUGAGGUGCAAGGAGUCUUCUGUGAAUAAUUGGUAAAGUGGAAUUUUUUUAAAUGGCUUGUGGCAUUGGAGAGUUCAUUGUGAAACCCCUGUGGAAAGAGGAUAGGUGGUUGUAGGAGAUGAAUGGCAGGUCUGUGGAGGAAUUAAAGGGGGACUGUGUUGGUUCUACUGGUUGAAUGGUUUUGAGCUGUUGGGAUGCUGUGUCAUGGAUGUUCCCAUAGAACCCCAAAGUAGCCCAUUGCCCGUUUGUCCUCUGGUGGUCCCCCAGUGGCUGAUGGCUCUGUCUUAUUGUGAUGCUUAUGAAUAUGCAAGAUGUCCUUGUGCUUUAAGGAGUUGGUUUUGCUCGUGGAAGACAACUGGUAGUCAGUAUCAAGCGGUCAGGGGCUGCUUGGAUCACCUCCAUUCCCUUGGUGAUACAUCUUCCCAAUUCCAGGAUGUUGUGUUUGGAGGUGUCCAUUGAUUGAUUUGCAGUUCUGCAGCUUGGUUACUGUGCAGCUUUAAAAUUAAUUCGUUGUGUUAAAAAUCUGUUAAUGACCAUGAAUGGGUUAAGAAAGUGCAUUAGAAAUAAGCAAUUCGAUGGUGUUGGACUGACUUGACCGCAGUGCCUUGGCAUAGCUGGUAGAAAUGGUGUGGCUGUUGGAUUUGAGUUGUUGGGGGAAACCACUAGGGAGGCGCUGUGGAGCUGGAGGGCAAUCUCGGCUCUGUGGGGUUGGUUUGGGAGUGGGUGAUGCUCCUGUCCCCCCCUGCCAGUGCCAGCACUGGGGGGCAGAGGGAACAGCUGUUGUCUGGGGAUUCUGCCACCGAACUGGGGGGAAGCUAAGCUGCCCCUUGGGUGGGGUGACCCCCAGAGUGGGCUGUUGCUGCCUACAUGGCUGUGAGCUCCAGUUCCAUGCCUUCAAAAUGGCUUGUAACAGCACCACUUCCUGUCCAGGGAGGAAGUAAUUUUAGCCCAGGCACUGAAAUAUUUAGCAAAUCUUUAAAACAAAAGGCACAAAUUCCAUUUCUUUCUGGCUUCCAAAGGGUGCCUGAGCCACAUGGGGUUAAGGUGCCCCUUGAGCUGGGGUAGUUGGAAGGAGUCAGGGCUGUGGGGUAGCAGGCACCCUUUAGGUGGAGGCUCUCUCUUUUUUUGGUAGAAAUGAAGGGGUGGGUCUAUGGUACAUCACCUGAGUUGUGGGGUAAAUGUAGAGAGUGUCAAUCAAAGGCAGAGCUCAGAGCUGGGAAGGAGCUCUAGAUGGCGGCUGUGCCUUAGAGAGAGCGCGCUCAGCUCCGUGCCUUCCCCAACACUUUACGCAACUUUCCCUAACUUUCGGGCAGCCUCAGGGGGCCCCCACAGCCCCUUGCCUCUCCUAGGCACUAAUCGGGGGCCGAGCGGACCUUUUUCGGGCAGAAAAGCAGCUUUUGAGGGCUCCUUUUUCGUGCCUUGCUGGAAAGAAGAAGCCGUGGAGAGAGCCCAGGUCGUUGUUUUUCCAGCUUAGAAGCCAUGGCGUACCUCCAUUUUUGUGCGCUCUCCUAAUGAGCUUUUUCCCCCGGACAUUUUUGUACUAAUUACCGCUUCUUUUGCUUUAUCGGCAGCAUAUUUUUGGGAUUAGAAUAUAUAUUUUUUUUUCAUUUUCUGAAAUUUGUAUUUUAUCGGUAUAAUUCUAAAUAUUUUGGAUCUAAUGUUUUUCCACUACCCGAAACUAAUAUCGACUUGGUCCUGGCGGCGGUGCAUGGAUCAGGUAGGUGAGCAAUUAAUAAUAAUAAUUUUUAAAUUUCUGCCGUUUUGAGUACUUUGAUUUUCGACCGAUUUGUGCUGUAUUGGGAUGACGCAAUAAGAUACAGAGAUUAUUUGCAUCCAGUGUUACUUUGGGAAAGUUUGCAGGAUGCUCCUCUCCUAUGUUUAUUCUCAGGUUUUUCUUGUAAAAAUGAUUAUUUGUUUUAAAUCUCCGGUUUGCCGUGUUGAUCAGUGUUGUGUAUUGUUAUAACAAUAUCAUUGCAGCGUCAGGACUUUGUUCCUGAUAAUGAAAGCCAGUGAAACGAACUGGGACCUUACCUUUCUUUCAACUUUUGACAGUAAAUACCUGGGCACAGGACUUCAAAGCAAACAGACACCCCUGACCCCCUUUUAAUAUUUAAGAAUAAAAAGAUGAUGAGAAAUAAGGACAAAAGCCAAGGAGAGGAGGGUUCAGUCCACAGCAAUGCAUCGAGUCACUCGGCAUCCGAAGAAGCCUCUGGCUCUGACUCUGCAAGCCAGUCUGAAAGUGAGCAGGGCAGCGAGUCAAACAGCAGCUCCGAGUCCUCUGAGAGUCAGUCUGAAUCCGAAAGUGAAUCAACUGGUUCCAAAUCCCAACAGACCCCUCCUGAAACCAAAGAAAAACCAGCCUCUAAGAAGGAAAGGAUAGCAGAUGUUAAAAAGAUGUGGGAAGAAUAUCCUGAUGUUUAUGGGGUUAGGAGGUCAAACCGAAGCAGACAAGAACCGUCACGAUUUAAUAUAAAAGAUGAGGCAAGUAGCGAAUCUGAAAAUGAGAGCCCAAAAAGAAGACGCCAGAAGCAGUUGAAAAGAAAAAUUAAAUGGAAAAGAGAGGUCUCUGCCGGAGAAGAGGAUGAAGAUGGAGGGGAGCAAGGCACCAGUGGAGAGAGUGAGCCUGAACCGAAGAAAAUUAAAGCAAGAAGGCCUGUCCAAAGGAGAACAGUGGCCAAAACUGGUGUUAAAAAGCCCCACAAAAUCCAGCGUGGGAAGAGGAAGAAACCAGACUCAUCUGAAGAUGAUGAUGAUGAUGAAGACGAUGAGACCCCCAAGAGACAAACUCGGCGAAGAGCAGCCAAAAAUGUCAGCUACAAAGAGGAUGAUGAUUUUGAGACGGAUUCUGAUGACCUGAUAGAGAUGACUGGGGAAGGUGCUGAUGAACAACAAGACAACAGUGAAACUAUUGAGAAAGUCUUGGACAUCAGGCUUGGAAAAAAGGGAGCCAUUGGAGCUUCCACCACGGUGUACGCGACCGAGGCCAACGGCAACCCCAGCGCUGACUUCGACCCGGAGAAGGAUGAGGGGGAAGUUCAGUACCUGAUCAAAUGGAAGGGCUGGUCAUACAUCCACAGCACGUGGGAGAGCGAGGAGUCCUUGCAGCAGCAGAAAGUGAAGGGCCUGAAAAAGCUCGAAAACUUCAAGAAAAAAGAGGAGGAGAUCAAGCAAUGGCUGGGCAAGGUAUCACCUGAAGAUGUAGAAUAUUUCAACUGCCAACAAGAGCUGGCUUCAGAGCUGAACAAACAGUAUCAAAUAGUGGAGAGGGUAAUUGCUGUGAAGACCAGCAAGUCUGCCACGGGACAUUCAGAUUUCCCAGCAAACAGUCGCAAAACAUCCUCGAAUGACCCCGAAUACCUGUGUAAGUGGAUGGGGCUGCCCUAUGCUGAGUGCAGCUGGGAAGAUGAGGCUCUGAUCAGCAAGAAAUUUCAGCACUGCAUUGACAGCUUCAACAGUCGUAACAACUCCAAGACGAUUCCCACCCGGGACUGCAAGGUGUUGAAGCAGAGGCCGAGGUUUGUUGCCUUGAAGAAGCAGCCCUCGUACAUCGGUGGGGAGAACCUGGAGCUGCGGGAUUACCAGCUGGAGGGCCUCAACUGGCUCGCUCACUCCUGGUGCAAGAACAACAGCGUGAUCCUGGCUGAUGAAAUGGGACUAGGCAAGACAAUUCAGACCAUAUCAUUCCUGUCCUACCUGUUCCAUCAGCACCAGCUGUACGGCCCUUUCCUGGUGGUCGUGCCCUUGUCCACCCUCACCUCCUGGCAGAGGGAGUUUGAAGUGUGGGCGCCCGAGAUAAACGUGGUGGUUUACAUUGGAGACCUCAUGAGCAGGAACAUGAUACGUGAAUAUGAGUGGAUCCAUUCUCAGUCUAAAAGAUUGAAAUUCAAUGCACUUAUCACAACAUACGAGAUCCUCCUGAAGGAUAAGACUGUUCUGGGAAGCAUUAACUGGGCCUUUCUAGGCGUGGACGAAGCCCAUCGGUUGAAAAAUGAUGACUCCUUGCUGUACAAAACAUUGAUUGAUUUUAAGUCCAACCACAGGCUGCUGAUCACCGGCACCCCGCUUCAAAACUCGCUCAAGGAGCUCUGGUCCCUGCUGCACUUCAUCAUGCCAGAGAAGUUUGAGUUCUGGGAGGAUUUUGAAGAGGACCACGGGAAAGGUAGAGAGAAUGGCUACCAGAGCCUCCACAAAGUCCUGGAGCCGUUUCUCCUGCGCAGAGUGAAGAAGGAUGUAGAGAAAUCUUUGCCAGCCAAAGUGGAGCAGAUCCUCCGGGUGGAAAUGUCUGCUCUGCAGAAACAGUAUUACAAGUGGAUUUUGACAAGAAACUACAAAGCUCUUUCAAAGGGAACAAGGGGAAGCACAUCUGGUUUCCUGAACAUUGUGAUGGAAUUGAAAAAGUGCUGCAACCAUUGCUACCUUAUCAAACCUCCUGAGGAAAACGAGAGAGAGAAUGGCCUUGAGACCCUGCAGUCUCUGGUCAGGAGCAGUGGAAAGCUGAUUCUCUUGGAUAAGCUGCUGACCAGGCUGCGGGAGAGAGGCAACAGAGUGCUGAUCUUCUCCCAGAUGGUGAGGAUGCUGGACAUCUUGGCAGAGUACCUGACUAUCAAACACUACCCUUUUCAGCGCUUGGACGGCUCGAUCAAGGGGGAGAUCCGAAAGCAGGCGCUGGAUCACUUCAACGCCGACGGCUCCGAGGACUUCUGUUUCUUGUUGUCAACACGAGCUGGGGGGCUGGGAAUAAAUUUGGCCUCUGCUGAUACUGUUGUUAUCUUUGACUCGGACUGGAACCCCCAAAAUGAUCUUCAGGCUCAGGCCCGAGCUCACCGGAUCGGACAAAAGAAGCAGGUGAAUAUUUACCGCCUGGUCACAAAGGGGACAGUGGAGGAGGAGAUCAUUGAGAGAGCCAAGAAGAAAAUGGUGCUGGAUCAUUUGGUUAUCCAGCGUAUGGACACCACUGGCCGGACUGUUCUGGACAACAACUCCGGGAGAUCCAACUCAAAUCCCUUCAACAAAGAGGAGCUGACAGCUAUUUUGAAGUUUGGAGCUGAAGAUCUUUUCAAGGAGCUUGAAGGGGAAGAGUCAGAGCCUCAGGAGAUGGACAUCGAUGAGAUUCUGCGUCUGGCUGAGACACGGGAGAAUGAAGUGUCCACCAGUGCCACCGAUGAGCUGCUCUCCCAGUUCAAGGUUGCCAACUUUGCAACCAUGGAGGAGGAAGAGACAGAGCUGGAUGAGCGGUCCCAGAAGGACUGGGAUGAUAUCAUUCCAGAAGAGCAGAGGAAAAAGGUGGAGGAGGAAGAAAGGCAGAAAGAAUUGGAAGAAAUCUACAUGCUGCCUCGAAUCCGGAGCUCAACUAAAAAGGCUCAGACAAAUGACAGUGAAUCGGAUGCAGAAACCAAGAGGAGGCUUCAGAGAUCAUCUGGAUCAGAAAGCGAGACUGACGACACCGACGACGAGAAGAGACCGAAGCGCAGGGGACGCCCUCGGAGUGUUAGAAAAGACACUGUGGAAGGAUUUACUGAUGCUGAAAUCAGGAGGUUUAUCAAGGCUUACAAGAAGUUUGGAUUGCCUCUUGAACGGCUGGAGUGCAUUGCCCGGGAUGCUGAGCUCGUGGAUAAGUCUGUGGCUGACCUGAAGCGAUUAGGGGAGCUCAUCCACAACAGCUGUGUGUCAGCAAUGCAGGAAUAUGAGGAGCAGCUGAAGGAAAAUCCAGGGGAAGGGAAAGGACCUGGAAAGAGACGAGGUCCUACUAUCAAGAUUUCUGGUGUCCAAGUCAAUGUGAAAUCCAUCAUCCAGCAUGAAGAGGAGUUUGAAAUGCUGCACAAAUCCAUUCCCUCGGACCCAGAGGAAAGGAAGAAGUACCGCCUGACGUGCCGUGUCAAAGCUGCUCAUUUUGAUGUAGACUGGGGAGUGGAGGAGGAUUCUCGCUUGUUAGUGGGAAUUUACGAGCAUGGUUAUGGAAACUGGGAGCUAAUUAAAACAGAUCCGGAGUUGAAGUUAUCUGAUAAGAUCCUACCUGUUGAGACAGAUAAGAAACCUCAGGGAAAACAGCUCCAGACCCGAGUUGAUUAUCUACUGAAACUGCUGAAAAAAGAUCUGGACAAGAAAGAAAACAUGAAAGAUGGGGAAGAGGGCAAGCUAAAGAAGAGGAAACCACGGGUAAAGAAAGAGAACAAGGCUCCCAAAGUCAAAGAUGAGCAUGGGAAUGAACUCUCCUCUCCUCGGCACUCAGACAACCAGUCAGAAGAAGGUGAAGUCAAGGAGGAUGGCUUGGACAAGAGCCCAGUGAAAAAGAAACAGAAGAAGAAAGAGAACAAAGAGAACAAGGAAAAACAGACAUCCUCUAAGAAGGAAAAGGAAAGCGAUAAAGAGAAAAAGAAGGCAAAAGACAAGAAAGAGAAGCCUAAAGGUGGCGAGGCCAAAUCUGGAAGUAAAGGGAAGAGAUCGCAAGGUCCCGUCCACAUCACUGCAGGGAGCGAGCCAAUCCCCAUCGGAGAAGAUGAGGAUGAUGAUCUGGACCAAGAAACAUUCAGCAUAUGCAAGGAAAGGAUGAGACCAGUCAAAAAAGCGCUGAAGCAACUUGAUAAGCCUGAUAAGGGACUGACAGUUCAAGAACAGCUGGAGCACACGCGCAACUGCCUCCUAAAAAUCGGUGAUCGCAUCUCUGAGUGCCUUAAAGCCUACACUGACCAGGAUCACAUCAAGCUGUGGAGAAGGAACCUAUGGAUAUUUGUGUCAAAAUUCACAGAAUUUGAUGCCAGAAAACUACACAAACUCUACAAGAUGGCUCAUAAGAAAAGAUCACAGGAAGAGGAGGAGCAAAAGAAGAAGGAGGACAUGUCCAGCAUGAAGAAGCCGUUCCGCCCAGAGCCUUCAGGCUCCAGCCGCGAUUCCGUGAUGUCCCAGUCUCACGUGCCUCACAAUCCUCAUUCCCAGAAGAUCCACAUGCCCCCUUCCCACACCCAGCAGCAGAUGCAUGGGCACCCACGGGACAACUAUGGCCAUCCAAACAAGAGGCAUUUCAGCAACACAGACCGAGGAGACUGGCAGAGGGAUCGAAAGUUCAACUACGGUGGCAACAGCAACCAGAUGUGGGGCGGGGAGCGGCACCACCAGUACGAGCAGCACUGGUACAAGGACCACCACUACGGGGACCGGCGGUCGCGGGGGGAUCCCCACCGGAGCUCCGGCAACUACAGACCAAACAACCUCUCCCGCAAGAGGCCGUACGAGCAGUACAACAGCGACCGAGACCACAGAGGCCACCGAGACUACUAUGACAGGCACCACCACGAUUCCAAACGGCGGCGGUCGGACGACUUCAGGCCUCAGAACUACCACCAGCAGGAUUUCCGGCGGAUGUCUGACCACAGGCCGCCCAUGGGAUACCAUGGCCAAGGACCUUCGGACCACUACCGGUCCUUCCACACAGACAAACUGGGAGAUUACAAACAGCCCCUCCCUCCAUCUCACCCUGCAGUGUCGGACCCUCGCUCACCCCCCUCUCAGAAAUCCCCCCACGAUUCCAAGUCACCUCUUGAUCACAGGUCACCCCUGGAUAGGUCAUUGGAACAGAAAAACAAUCCAGAUUAUAACUGGAACAUUCGGAAAGCAUAAAGUGACUGAGAGGGGGAAGUGCACGUCUGAAAUACUUGGAUUGAUGCGACGGUGGCUGCUUUCUCCAAGCCAGCAACGAGAAACUCCGAACAUGCUGCUAUCAUCUGGCUGGGUCAAGGAGGAUUUUGGGGGAGUGGGUGGAGGAAGAUUUUCCCUAGUUCUUGAUUCUGGUUUAGAUUCCCAUUUCCUUUCCCUUUUUUUACCAUUGAACUGUUCUAUCAUGGAACCAGCCUUGCUGCCUCGUUCUUUGUUUUGUUUUUGUUUUCCUCAGUCCAAUGGACCCAAGGGAAUUUUCCCCAGCCAGUGUUUCCUCAGAAGGAGAAGGCAGAUCGAUGCUGCUUAGGAUGGUGCACAAGGCUGUGUGCCUGCUCUGACUUGAUGUUACGUGACAGAUGCUGCUUUGGGGUUGGGGAUAAACUGCUUGGGCUGGGAUUUGUGUGUCACCAGCAUGGGGCAAUGGGAGGAUAUAUUCAAGGAGGGACAGGAAAGUCCCUCAGCAGCCAAGCUUGGUUGACAGAGGGACUUAUGUCCCUGCAGGAUGACUCCGAAGGAGCUGGAGCCAUGCUGGUGACAAUCCAUCAUUUUCCUGGCCAUGUUAUCAUUUCCAUGUCUUUAUCCAUUUCAAGAAACUGGCUCUGCUUUGAUUGCUGUUGUGUCCCCUGCAACAGAAGAGGUGGGGGGGAACUUCCUCCCAUCUCCAGAGCUGGAACUGGCAAAUCUUGACUCCGGGGAUAAGCAGGAGCUGGGAUAUGGGAAAAAAAGGCUGACUUCCUUAGCAAAGGCUUAGUUCACUUCUAACCAGUAGGAAAGAAAUUGGGGUGAGAACAGUAUUUCCCAGUGGACAGGGCUCAGGAAUUCAUAACAAAACUCUUCUCUUCUGGCAUAGGCAGCUUGGGUGGUCCAGGAACUAACAGAUGCUGGCUGGGAGGUGCAAGAUCAAAAGAUGGCUCUGGGGAUCAUGGAACUCCUAAUCUUCCUGCCACUAAAGUCUCUGGUCUUUGGGCAAAUAAUUUCUCUCUCUGCUUCAUGAAGCAGUGAUCACAAACCUUUAAUGUAACUGAAGGAUAAAGGAUAGUAGAACAAAGUGAAAUGGAAAUGCAGUGGAGCGAUCACUGUUGAGGGAAUGGUCACCUUCCUGCCUCCUUUCCAGCAGUCAGCAGUGACUCUGAAUUGCUAAAAGUACCUGCACUUACUGACCUUCUGUCUGUCUGAGUUGGAAAUGAGCCCGAGGACUUAGCACCUCAGUUAGCAGGGAGAGAAUGAGGAAUUCAGGACUGAUCCGCAAAAAUCCUUGGAGUCAAUGUCUUGGAGCCCAGCAUGGCAGAGGGAAAAGAGGAAUGUGCAGUCCAGUUCAGUGGGCUUCAGGGCAAACACUCCAAGUGUUCAAACCACAGCAUUUGGUGCAAACCAGGCUCCGGCCUGGACACUGGUGUGGUGAGAGGGGUUGGCAGUGCACACACUGCUGGCCAGAAGCACCUUGGGUGUUUAUUGUUCUGGUUGGAGUUCCCUGGAGACCACAAAGCUCUCCCAAGAGCCAGGCUGCCCCGAGCGUGGUGUCUGGGGCUGCGUCACCUCCCGGAGCUCAGAUUAAAGACCAGGCUGUUCCAGGCUCCUCUUUGGUGGGGCAGAGAAGCCUCCUGUUAAGAUGCCAGUAUUUGACCCUAAUAAGCUGUGAUGUCCUUUCCCCAAAAGACUGAGGGCAGAUGGGUGUUCAGGGCUGGCUUCCUGACUCCAGCCAGUGCCUUGGAAGGUGCAUGCAAACUGACACUAAUACUCCUCCAUGCAGUAUAUCCCUGGAAAUCUGCUGCCAUCUCCUCCCGAUCCCGCUGCUCUAACGGGACACACGGGAAAUGUUUUGUUCCCCUUUUGUUUUUAUAUUGCAAGAUUUCCACCAAAAUCAGGGCAGUUUUGUUUCCUUAGGGGCACAUGCUGCCCUGAUAAAAGUGUUACACUUGUGUUUACCUGUGCAGGGUGAGGUGAAGGCAAGUCUUCCACAGUCCCUUUUGGAGGGGUGGGAGGUGUGGAGAGAGCACGUUUCCGUGGUGUUUCCCACUCAGCUGUGAUUGCAGGCUGUGGUAUUCAGCAAAGAGGUCCUUUCUUUUCAGAGCUAUUAGCUUUUAAUGUGAAAAUGGAAGAAACCUCGGAGGGGCAAAGAGAAUUGCUCUUUUUGUCACCACGUGGUGCUGUCACAGUGGGAAGUUCGUGCCAUGCUUGUGUAGCAAAGGCAAUACUGCCCAACCUGUAUUAGAGUUGGUGCAGGAAAACUUUGGAUCCCAGCAAGAGGCAUUUUCUGUGUCGAGAGGUGGGGGUUUCUGCUUAUCCCACGUUCCAGGCACGAGGUUGGUUGGGGUUUCCUUCUUGUGCAACAGCAAAAGCUUUACCCAUACGCACUGGAGAGCUGUCCCCACUGUCACUUUAGCCUGGUGUUGAAGUCACAUCAUGUUGUCCACUCGUGGUGGGUGGGUCUUUGUUGGGUUUGGCUUUAGUGAAGCUGGAGAACGAGAUUUGGGAGAAAGUCUUCUCUGAGCACACACACAUAAUCAUGCAUUUUAUGUCCCCUCAGCAUAGGGACCAUAACCAGACACAAUCAUGGGGACGUCAGUGGGAUCAGAGGGGACACAUCCACAGCCAUAAACUUCCCUGUGGUGUUUGUGUCAGCAUCUGGUACAGCUCUUCUUUCCGAACAGGCUGUGGGAUUCCCUCCAGCCUCUUCGCAGGAAAAAGCAGUAACUUGCUGGGAUUCUAUUAAAAAAAAAAAAAAAGUUUUUUAGCCUGACCUCUUUGGAAAUGGUGUAAAGUUAUGAGUUCACACAGUGGAAGUCCUGCAGACCAAAACCUGCUGUUGGGACAGGCAAUGUGGUCCCAACCAAAAUGGACGCGGAGCCGAGCGCUGAAGUCCUUGCGUGAAUGGUUUGUGAUCCACACAAAAAUAUUCUGCUUUCACCCCUUUUCUCCCCACCUCUGCCUCCCCUCCGGGGAGAGAAGGACUCUUACUGUAAAAAUACGGACUUUUAAACCUGUUGACUAAAAACAGUAAUUAAUAUUAAUUUAUAUUUGUGAAAGAAAUGCCACUGUCCUAGUGAUUUCUGAUGUAAAUAUGUUGUUUAUAUAGUAUGUAUGAAAUUUUCCUACAUUGUAAAACUGCUGUACUUUUGAUUCUUGUAUAUUAAAAAGUGUUACUGAGAUUUUCA
Messenger RNA from Corvus hawaiiensis (hawaiian crow), 13384 nucleotides. RefSeq names its product chromodomain helicase DNA binding protein 2 (gene CHD2). Gene Ontology annotation, biological process: nucleosome organization; regulation of transcription by RNA polymerase II. Gene Ontology annotation, molecular function: ATP binding; ATP hydrolysis activity; DNA binding. The transcript is spliced from 42 exons. Gene Ontology annotation, cellular component: chromatin; nucleus. NCBI's taxonomy places the organism in Eukaryota, Metazoa, Chordata, Aves, Passeriformes, Corvidae. The coding region runs from base 4704 to 10193 and encodes 1829 amino acids. The record is from RefSeq and is a predicted model, not a curated record.